GUGAAAAUCAAGCCUACCAAUCAUAGAACUUCAGCAGAAUCUUGUGGAAGUACGUUUUGAUUGUCAUCAGGUUGAAUUUCGUUUAUUUGACAGUAUUAUUAAACAAUGGUUAAAUUAACGCCAGAUUUAAUUCAACAAUCCAUGCAAUAUAUUAAUCCUGUAAAAGAUCGUGAAUUAGAUCUCAGAGGAUCAGUUUGAUACUAUUGAUUUUUCUGAUAAUGAUAUAAGGAAAUUAGAUGGAUUUCCUCUGUUAAAAAGAAUUAAAACUCUUUUUUUCAAUAAUAAUCGUAUUGUCAGAAUUGGUGAAGGAUUGGAACAUUGUAUUCCAAAUUUGGAAACUCUUAUGUUAACUGGAAAUAUGAUUCAAGAACUUGGUGAUUUAGAACCACUAACACAAUUAAAAAAUUUAACAAAUCUUUGUUUACUACAAAAUCCAGUAUCUGCAAAGCCUCAAUAUAGACAAUAUGUUGUAUAUAGAUUUCCACAAUUGAGGCUUUUAGAUUUUAGAAAAAUUAAAAUGAAAGAGCGUGAAGCUGCAGUUGUAUAUUUUAGAAGUAAGAGAGGAAAGGAAAUGGUUCGUGAAAUAGCAAAGAAAGUAAAAACACAAACCUCUGGUAUAUCUACGGAUAAACCAUUGAUAACCCCAGAGGAACGUAACAAAAUAAGGGAAGCUAUUACAAAUGCUUCUUCUCUUGAAGAAGUGCAACGCCUUAGCAAAUUGCUACAAGCUGGACAUAUGCCUAGUGAAGAAAGAUUGCAAAAUGGAAAUACAAUGCCCGAAGCAAUGGAAGAAGAAGAUGACUAAGUUAUUUUAUACAUUAUUUUCAGAUCUAAAUGAAGCAAGAAAAGUUUUGUUUAUUGAAGUAAGUACAUAAUUAUACCAUAGAUGGAACUCAUGAACAGUUGUUAAGUUAAUAAGAAUGUAUGCUACACACAAAUACAUUAUUAUUUGAAGAUGUAAAAAUAAAACUAUUAUAUUCCUUACUUAGUCCGAGAAAAGCGAUUUUAUGACUGUUUCUGAAAUUAUUUUUAAUGUGCAUAUGUAUUUAUUUCAGUGAGAUUUCAAUAAACUACUUGCCGAA
Molecule: messenger RNA, 1082 nt
Organism: Heterotrigona itama
Lineage: Eukaryota; Metazoa; Arthropoda; Insecta; Hymenoptera; Apidae
Source: the annotation of a GenBank genome assembly